This is a messenger RNA of Mercurialis annua (annual mercury), 1552 nucleotides long. RefSeq lists its product as uncharacterized. Bases 88 to 1218 code for a protein of 376 amino acids. Gene Ontology annotation, molecular function: catalytic activity. Gene Ontology annotation, cellular component: chloroplast. Lineage: Eukaryota; Viridiplantae; Streptophyta; Magnoliopsida; Malpighiales; Euphorbiaceae. The transcript has 12 exons. The record is from RefSeq and is a predicted model, not a curated record.
CAAAGAGUGGUGUACAUUUGUUGGUUAGAAAAAAUCAAGAGGUGUUCCUCUAGGCUGUACAGAAACACAAGCAGAGCAACAGACCAAAUGACCAGGACUCUGCUCUCUCCAUUACCACCUUCUAUAUCCAUCAACACUUCUGUCUUAAACAUCAAAACCCACAGAAACACAUUGGCCAUUAAAAGAAGAGUGACUGUAAAUGCCUCCAACAAUGAAAGCAGCAAAAACAAAGAGUCAGAUGAUCCGCAAGCCUUUAAUCCUUUCGGGUUUGUGACUGAUAAUCCAUCUAGCCGUAGCGCCAUCCAGCUCCCUGAAUCCCCGGCCGAGGAUGGCAAUGUUGGUCAAAUGCUUUAUAGGAUAGAAGACAAGGGCAAGGAGUAUGGUUCUUACGUUAAAUCCGGAAAGUUUACCUGGUUUGUUAGAGAAACUGGAUCGUCUAUGAGCCGUCGAGGAACGAUUGUGUUCCUUCAUGGUGCUCCUACUCAAUCUUUUAGCUACCGGGUUGUGAUGUCUCAGAUGUCCGAUGCUGGGUUUCACUGCUUUGCACCUGACUGGAUUGGUUUUGGUUUUAGCGACAAGCCUCAGCCAGGAUAUGGUUUCAAUUACACAGAGGAAGAGUAUCAUGAAGCAUUGGACAAAUUGUUAGAAGUGCUGGAAAUUCAAUCUCCUUUCUUUCUUGUUGUUCAGGGGUUUCUUGUAGGUUCAUAUGGAUUGACUUGGGCACUGAAAAACAACAGUAAGAUAUCAAAGAUUGCCAUUCUAAAUAGUCCAGUAACAGUUUCAUCUCCUGUUCCUGGACUAUUACAAAAGCUAAGGAUUCCCCUCUUGGGUGAAUUUACAUGUCAAAAUGCUAUUGAGGCUGAACGCUUUAUCGAAGGAGGUAGCCCAUAUGUCCUGAAGCUGGAAAAGGCUGAUGUUUAUCGAUUACCUUAUUUGUCCAGCAGCGGACCAGGAUUUGCUCUUCUUGAGGCUGCAAAGAAGAUUAAAUUUAGAGAUAUUCUAAGCCAAAUAGCUGAUGGCUUUGCCUCAGGAAGAUGGGAUAAACCUGUACUUCUUGCAUGGGGAAUGUCGGAUAAAUAUUUGCCUCAAUCCAUUGCAGAAGAAUUUCAGAAAGCAAAUCCUGAUAAUGUAAAGCUCAAGUUGAUAGAAGGAGCUGGCCAUAUGCCACAAGAGGACUGGCCUGAGAAAGUUGUGGAUGCCUUGAGAGUGUUCUUCUGAAUUUGUUCAAGGACCCUCGCUUGAAAUGUAAAUUAAAUUUACGGUAUCACUUUAAUAUAAUUGAAGUUCCGGCGCUAUCAAAUUGAUGCUAGAGGCAACCAUAUAGUACCACAUGAGCUAAUAACUCCAAGAUGUUCAAUUGCACUCUCCAUAUGUCCUGCAGAUUUUGAGCAGAGCAGAGAAGACAUGAAAAGUAGAAAACAAAAGAGAAUGUACAUUGUACCAUCACAUCAGAAUUUUCUUUCUUAAUUAUAUGUAAAUCAGGGAAGGCAUUUAAGCUUAUGAUUAUGCAUAUUCAUCCUUUUAUUUAUUCAAUACAUGCUCAAACUGAAAA